Molecule: messenger RNA, 2557 nt
Organism: Ooceraea biroi (clonal raider ant)
Lineage: Eukaryota; Metazoa; Arthropoda; Insecta; Hymenoptera; Formicidae
Product: odorant receptor 24a
Biological process (GO): detection of chemical stimulus involved in sensory perception of smell; sensory perception of smell
Cellular component (GO): plasma membrane
Molecular function (GO): olfactory receptor activity; odorant binding
Source: RefSeq, a predicted model, not a curated record
AUUGAUUCCGUGACUUCCAGAUAUCAGUCGCCUUUUUCGUUUUUCAGAUCUGUGCACAAAUCCGCCUUAAUUCUAUAUCGGUAAACUAUUCGCCAGUAACUAUCCGCCAGUGGAUCCACUUAUUUGUUCGCUCGCUCAGUACGUUCGCUCGCUACAACGGUCGCGUGAGAAAAGGGUCGAAUACAUCGCUACGCGUCUCGUCGUGCCGAUAUUUGUCUAUCGAUAUUUGAUGCCCGAAUCUUCCCGAGACAAUUGAGCAGAAUUAGCGCGAAGUUUAAACUAGUUUUCUCAACAAUAACAUAUUUCGAUAUUUAAAAACAGUACUUCUAGAUUCUUCUGAGUAAAUCCAAAUGCAUAUGAAAAAAAGCUAUACCUGCAAGAAACUGCUGGUAUUUAUUAGUCAUUACCGCGACUUCAAGUAAUGGUAUAGAUAUCUUUGAGAUACAUCGCACGCUGUUGUCUUUAACAGAGAAGUGAACUGUACGACUGCACAAAGUGGAAUGAAACGCAUGAAAUUCUUGCGUUAGGGAAAAGAUAAACUACGCAUGCAUGGAUUUCGAUCAAGAUAUUAUUUUACGAAUAUUUUUCCGUGAGAAGUAACCACAUGUCGAAUUUCCCUCAACAUUAUAUUGAUCACUUAAUCGUCGUCUUCUAGGGAGUAAGUGACAAAGUAUGAGUGUAUCGAUCGCAUUAUGUGCUAUCCUAUACUCUGUUUAUUUUAUUAAACAAUUUGCGUGGCAAUUUACUUUGGUAAAGAAAAAUGAUACAAUUUUAUAUAAUGUUAUAUGAUUAUAUAAUUCGCAAGUGCUCUUAUGCAAAUGAGGUUCUACGAACCGUCACAAAAUAUUUUUCUGUCAAACGUAUCUCGAUCAACUCAGGAUCGUUUGUAAAAUGAGUAUCUCCGUCCAAGAACGGUAUUUCAGCUACAAUAAAAUUAUAUUACUCGCUGUUGGCUUGUGGCCUUAUCAACAAUCACAAGUUGUUCGAUUUCAGACAACAUUUUUUCUCAGUAUUUUGAUAAGCUUCGUCAUAUUAAUGCUUUCAAGACUUCGUUUUACGGAUUACUCCUUUGAAUUUAAUAUUCAUUUGCUUUGUACGUCAACGUAUUUUACUUUUCUUCUGAUUAAGUAUAUCUCCUUUUGGCUUAACAUAGAAACUAUAAGAUAUGCAUUGGAGCAAUUUCAAGACAUCUACAAGAGGCUAAAGGAUUCGAAAGAAAUUGCAAUCUAUAACAAAUAUGGAAAUAUUGGAAAACGAAUAACGAUCGCCCUUAUAAUAGUUGCAAUAUGCAAUCAUGUUUAUCUUACUGCAAUACAAUGUGGGCCAUACAUUUUGGAUAUGAUUAUACCCAAAAAUGAGACCUACGCGCAUCACUUCAUAGAGGUCAUGACUAAUUCCUUCGCCGUACAAGAAAAAGAUUUCUAUUUAUUUCUUCUGCAUCUAAACGCAGUUCUUGCUAUAGGAUCAAUUGCAUUCGUAGCGGUAGGGACAAUGCUGUUAUCAUGUUUCAAACUUAUCUGUGGAAUGUUCAGAAUUGCUAGCUAUCGCUUUGACCGAGCAAUACUGGCUACGUUACAAAGUAUUGGCUUAAAAAAUGAAACAAGGAUUUACAAGGAAUUGAUCUAUGCCGUGGACAUUCAUCGCAAAGCUAUGCAGUUUGCCAAAGUUUUUGUGGGCGACAUGGAACGAUCACUUUUCUUUGUUACAAUGAUUACUGUGCUUUGUAUGAGUUUGAAUUUUUAUGCAAUAUUUCAAAUUGAAUCACCUGUGCAAGAAAUAGAAAAGAUAAUGGGACAUCUUCUUCUUAUCAUUUUUAUUUUUAUAUACAUGUUUGUAGCCAACUACGCUGGACAGGAAAUUACAGAUUAUAAUAAUCAUAUGUUUCUUACGGUAUACAAUACUCCAUGGUACUUAGCACCGUUGCAGAUACAGAAGUUGACCUUGUUCUUAUUACAAAGAAGUAACAAAGCUUUCGCAUUAAGUCUCGGUGGAUUAUUCACAUUAUCUAUAGAGUGCUUUGCUUCGCUAGUAAGUGCAUCGGUAUCUUACUGCACUCUUAUGCUUUCUUUCUAAUAAUAACGAAAAUAUAACACAUCCAAUAAUAUCGUACAUUAGAAUAGAGUAAAUAGAUAUAAAACUGGAAACGAAAAUACCGACAUUCUCUUAUCUCACAUUGAGUUCAAAAACUUAGGAAGUUGCUAAGAAGAUUGGUAGCAUUUUCCUUUCAAAACCAUAAUUUUAUGCAUAAAGUAAGCAAAGAGAAAUAUUAUUUGACUUGUAGGUACAAUCAGAUAAACAGACAAAACCAGGUCUGAAGUUUUUCUCACAUUUAAACGUAUAAAAUUUAUCAUUCGACUAAAAGUUGCGAAUAAGAAGGGAUGGUAUGGUGAUGAUUAAUACGUGACAUAUUAUAGUAAUUUAAAUAUUAAGUAUUAAGUAUUAAAUAUUAAGUAUGUUACUUAAUUAUGUGAAGAAGUAAAGUAAAUAUUAAAUAUUCAGUGAUCGAGCUUGCGAAGAUAUUGUAUUCUAUAAGGAAAUAUAUGGUAGUAAAACAAUA